AUGAAUGUUGAAACGGACGACUCACGUGUAAAACAGAUCACUGACAUAGUGUUCGGUGUUCAGCGGCAUUUGUACUCCGGUUGUGUGUCAUUGUUACUUUCUUCGGCACCAGAAGAAAAUACCUCCAGCCUCAGGUUAAUAAAGUUGCUGUCGGCACGAGGGAUUGCUUCCGUGACGUUGUCUGUCCCAAUGCUGAACAUAUCACGUGAUGACGCUGAAUGCCGUUACAACCGCCCGCUGUACGUCGUAACGCAGGGUGAAACACUCAGACUGAAGCAGUUUGCUGCUACAAUGAGCCUCACAGGCCCCACCUGGCUCUUGUUUUCGAACCAGUCUGUAACUUUGGAAUCUCUGUUAACUGAUGUCUACAUCCCAUUUGACUGCUUAUUUCUGGUGGCACGCGAGGACCAAAAGGGUAAAGUGACUCUGCUGGAAGUUUACAGAGUUAACAGGACAACACCACUUCUAAGUCUCCAGUUGGCCCUCUGGAGCCCGAAAUUUGGUCUCAUGUGGAAUAAGAAGUCGUUCUAUGAGAGGAGAAACAAUAUGCAUGGCGUCACUCUCAAGGUUUCAGCCUACCAGAGUCCCCCUUUAACUGAGCUAAAACACAACGUACACAAGCUAGAGAUAGGUGGAAUGUUCGGAGAAGUCUGGUACAGCCUUUCGCGGGAACUGAACUAUACAACAGAUGUGCACUCGCCAGAAGACAACGCCAUGGGCGCGUCUUCCAAGAACGGGACAUGGAACGGAAUAAUUAGGAUGUUGAUGGAUCAGGUAGUGGAUGUGGCUGUCGCAGAUGUCACCAUGACGUCACGCCGGGCCGUCGUUAUCGACUUCAGCGUGCCUCUCAUUCUAGGCAGAUCCUGCAUAUUCAUCAGAACACCUGGAUCUUCCUAUGAGGCGCUCAACAACAUCCUGGCCCCAUUCAGCUCUGGUCUGUGGUUCACAAUUCUGGGGGCAAUUCUGCUUCUCGCAGCCUUCCUGUCGCUCUCUUAUCACGCGGUGAGAAGUUACGACAACACCGAGAAACCAGACCUUUACACAGUGCCAAUGGCACUCUUCUGUGUUUUCGAAAUCUUCUGUCAGCAAGGUCACGAUGAGACACCCCGGUCCUUGUCAUGUCGCCUCGUAUACUGGGUGUCCCACGUGGCGGCUGUGGUGCUGUAUGCAGCUUACUCAGGCGCGCUGAUCUCUUCCCUCGCACUGCAGCGUAUAGUCCCGCCCUUCAGAACGUUUAGUGGUCUCUUGCAGCAUGGUGGGUAUCAAGUGGCCACACUGGCCAGCUCGGCGCAAUUCAACAUCUUUGACGAAACCACGGACGAGACCAUGAGCGACAUAUACAAGAAGCUGUUUGACAAGAGCAUGCCGAGUACUGUACUGGAAGGUUUCAGCAACUUAUGCUCCAGGAGUAAUUAUGCAUUCCUAGCGACAUACAGCAGCUCCUUGCCAAUCCUUGGGAGCCUCAACUGCAGCGUCACGUCGCUAAAGGAGGCCUCACUGCCUGAAAGCCUCAGCAUGGCGUUCACUAAAAGGAGUCCCUACCUCGGCGUCAUCAACUUCAACACCGAAUACCAGAUCUCGGAGGACAGCUCCUCGGGGUCUAUCUCCGCUGAUGGGACCUGGAACGGGCUGAUCGGCAUACUGGCAAGGCGGGAAGCGGACGUCGCCGUCACCGGUACGACGAUGACGCCGAUGAGGGCCGAAGUUGUGGACUUCACCCUGCCCAUCUUCCUGAGCAGCUAUAGGCUCUUCAUUCGGCAGCCCGAAAUGGUAGAUGUUGAGUGGGGAAACUUCUUGGCACCGUUCGACUACGGUCUCUGGCUCGGUAUUCUGGCAGUCAUCUUCGUGAUCUCGGUCUUGGUGGAGGCCUGCCAUCAGCUUAGCCGGAGGUUUAGUACUUGCAGCUCCGAGCGACUCCACCGCCCGCCAUUCCAGGAUUCCAUCUUCCACGUGUUCGCUGCCUUCUGCUCUCAAGGCCACGACAUGACACGCAGAGCUAUGUGCAUCCGCGUCUUGUUCCUGACAGCUCACAUGACGUCCGUAGUGUUGCUAGCGGCCUAUUCUGCAGGCCUCAUCUCCACACUCACUGUAGAAACACUGAACCUGCCGUUCACCACCUACGAGGAACUACUGAACAUGGGCCACGACAUGACACGCAGAGCUAUGUGCAUCCGCGUCUUGUUCCUGACAGCUCACAUGACGUCGGUAGUGUUGCUAGCGGCGUAUUCUGCAGGCCUCAUCUCCACACUCACUGUGGAAACACUGAACCUGCCGUUCACCACCUUCGAGGAACUACUGAACGUGGGUACUCACAUGGCCGGCGUUGUCAACAACUCGGCAGCAAUAGCGCUCUUCAGCGAGACGAAUGAUCUGUUACUGAGCGGACUGUACAAGAAACUGAUGGCCACAGACCCAGACAACUUUCCGCACUCUACCCUAGGAGGUCUUCAGCGUGUCUGUUCCAUGAAGUUCGCCUUCGUAGCCCAGAUGUCACGAAUGGAAAGCGUCAGACAUGACAUCCCUUGCAAGAUAGUCGGCCUGCCAGCCACCUCUAUAAAGGUGAACUUAGCCAUCGCUUUCGCAAAGGGCAGUCCAUACAGAGACAUCAUAAACCACAACUUACAGAGCAUGCGCAGCGCCGGAAUACUUCAGAAGUUGCAGCCCAAGGGCGGCCUGGAGGUGCAACAACGGAAGGGGGUCAAGAACGACCUGUCCAGCGUCAACCUGGGCGACGCUACGCCUCUUCUUGUCAUGUGGGCGGCCAGUAUCCUGAUAUGUGCCUGUCUGUUAAUUCUGGAAAGCAAAAUUCGACGGAUGGUGACGCGACCCUCCUACGUCACAGCCCAGGCUAAUCUGCGCACUUUGUAGAAUCGACAUAUUCUUUGUUUAUUUAACUAACCUUUAUCAACUGUCCAUGUUAUAUGGAGUGAAUUACGAGAUGAAGCGCCGUGUUAUGUAUUUAUUUUGGUCUGUUUAACGACAUUGUUAGCAUUACUAUUUGUUCUCUAGACUGUGCCUGUUGAAGUGAAGGAGAACUGGUUGAUUCAGUGGUUAUUUAAAGACACUUUUUCAAUAGCCCUGUUGAAAAGUGCGGAAUGAUAUAAAGUUUGCGAAUAAUUAAUUUGAAAGGAGAGAAGGAAAUUGUUUUGGUCUAUCUAGGGUAUUAUUCCACCCCAGUAUUUGUCUGGGAGGAAUGAGAAACAUUGUCAAAUCAGUAUGGACUAUUUCUGAGCAAAGACUGGAAACUGUCACCACUCGAAUGUGGAUGAUUCUGAGAGUAACAUAGUUACAUUCUGUGAAAAUAAAAGUUUUUGGAAAACUUAAUUAAUUUUGAUGGGGGUGGGACUGAGUCAACUUGGAACUCCGGCCACUACUGGGCCUAUUGUGCCAGCCACGAUUGAUAAUAGAUGAGUGUGAAGCGAUUAGUAUAAGGACGUUUUACAAGGGAAACUAGACCCAAAUGACCUCACAUGGGUUCGAACCUGGACCGCCGCUUAAGGAAGCUAACCAAUAACCGUCUGUGUCAUGGCACUGCCUAUCGAAUUACAACCUCAGAAUUUUCUUGUGUGAUUUUCUUAAUUAUUUCCAGACCUGGGAUAGCUCAGGCGGUAUAGUGACGGACUAAAAGCUGGACGACUUACGUUCGAUUCCCGGCAGAGACAAAUUUUUCUCUCCUCCAUAGCAUCAAGAUAGGUUCUAGGUCCCACCCAGGCUUAUCAAAUGGGUACCAGAGUCUGCUUCUCCAGGGUAAAACGGCAGGGCCAUGAAUCUAGCCACAGAUGGC
This is a messenger RNA of Cryptotermes secundus, 3784 nucleotides long. RefSeq lists its product as uncharacterized. The record is from RefSeq and is a predicted model, not a curated record. Gene Ontology annotation, cellular component: membrane. The transcript is spliced from 14 exons. The coding region runs from base 1 to 2868 and encodes 955 amino acids. Gene Ontology annotation, molecular function: glutamate-gated receptor activity. NCBI's taxonomy places the organism in Eukaryota, Metazoa, Arthropoda, Insecta, Blattodea, Kalotermitidae.